Ceratosolen solmsi marchali is the source of this 2255-nucleotide messenger RNA. It is a transcript of the gene Tes, whose product is annotated as testin LIM domain protein. The coding region runs from base 2 to 2233 and encodes 743 amino acids. The transcript is spliced from 6 exons. Gene Ontology annotation, molecular function: zinc ion binding. NCBI's taxonomy places the organism in Eukaryota, Metazoa, Arthropoda, Insecta, Hymenoptera, Agaonidae. The record is from RefSeq and is a predicted model, not a curated record.
UAUGAAAAAUCAAGACGAUAAACCAAAGUGGUUAUUAGAAUUAGAAAGUAGAAAACAUAAGCCUAGAUUAGCUCAUGAAACCGGAGCAGGUGCUUCUUGUUUAAAUUGUAAAUUAAUAUGCCCUGGGUUAGAUUUGCAUUUUUGGAGAAAAAUAUGUAAAAAUUGUAAGUGCAGAGGAGAUGAUCAUGACAUUGAUGAUUAUGAGUUUCCACAGUUUAAAAUAAUUUUUGGAUUAAACAGAAAAGAAAAGAAUAAUCAAUUUGUAUUAUUGCAAGUAAAUGAUAUAAAAGAACUACAGUCCCAAACUUCAUUUGAUUGGAUUCCACCUGAUACAACAAAAGAGUUAGCUGCAGAUUAUAUGAAAGCUCUACCACUUGAAAAAUUACCAAUUAAAGGUUCAGCUGGUGCUGUUUUAAGAAGACAACAACUCCAAAAACAAUUGCCUUUGCACGAUAUUGAUUACAAAACUUGCGAUGAACUUAGUGAACAAGAAAGAAAGGAGUUUAAGAAAUAUUUGGAUAAUUUAAAAAAUUGUGCAGGUCAAGGAAAAGUUGCCAAGCUGACAAAUAUACAACCUUUUAAUCAAUCUUUGAUGACUCCAGUCAAUGCAACUGAUGUGCAACAAUUUAGUCCUCAAGAUAAUGAACAUUUAUCCAAUCUAAAUAGCAUAUUAAAUCUUCGUACACCAAGCAAUUUCAUUUCAAAAAUGCUUCAAACGCAUUCAAAAUCUAAUGUACCAUUUAUAUUUAGCAAUGAUAAUAUUCUGCUAACUUCUAAUAUAGAAAGAAAAGAAGCACCAUAUUUACAAGCUAACAAUAAAGUUCGUUCUCAAUUAGGACAAUAUAACUAUUCGUUGCCAAAUAUUUCAAAUCAUAGUAAUUUCGCUGAAGCAAUCAAUAUAUCAAGAGAUUAUUCUUUACAAGCCAAUAUAACAAAUGCUAAUAAUAAAAAAACAUAUCUUUCAAAAGAGAAUAAAUCAUGUUAUGAAUUGAAAUAUUCCAAAAAUCCAAAUUCUUUUGUAAAUGAAGAAUAUGCGAAAUAUAAAGCUCAUAAGGCUUCAAAACCCAUUUUAAGUGAUUCAAGAACACAGGUUGAAAAUUCAAGUUGUCAAAGUGAACAAAAUUUUAAAAUUUUAAGUAACUUAAGCUCUAAUACUUUAUUUACUAAACAAAUACUUUCAGAAGCUCUUUUAUCACCAAGUUCUGUAAAUACUAGUAAUAUCGUUGGUAGUAGCUUAGAUGAAAAAGAUUUAAUGUAUAUUCGUGAAAAACCCAGUAGUAAAUAUAGCAAUAAAAAUGAUUAUCAGAAUGCAGUAGUUUCAAGAGAAUUAGAACAUAUAAGUCAUCCUUCGUUCGUUUUAAAUUCUGAACAAAUAAUGAAAGAUUUUUAUCAAAUCAAACCUUUUGAAAAUAAACCUACGGGUUUGAAUGAAAGUAAUAAAAAUGAAUUUUCUUCACAAUUAUUGCCUAAGCCAUUGGAUCACCUUCAAGCUCAACUUAGUAUUUCUUCGCUCCCACAGUCAAGUGUAAUAUAUUCUGAAAUUUUAAAUAAUCCUAUCUUUCCAGAAACAGCAUGUAGCGCCUCAAAUACUUGUCAAAAUCCAGAGAAUAGUGAGAAAUUAUCAGAAAAAAUGGAAGGAUUGACAAUGCAUGAUGAUAAGUUAAAUCAAUGUUAUAAAUGUGAAGAAGUUAUACAUUCUGGAAAUGUUAUUGUCACAGCAGAUAAAAUUAAGGAUGCAGUGUGGCAUCCAGGUUGCUUUGUAUGCUCUACAUGCAAUGAACUUCUUGUGGAUUUAGUUUAUUUUAUUUACAAAGGUAAAUUAUAUUGUGGAAGAGAUCUUGCAAAUCAUUUAGAAAUGCCAAGAUGUUUUGCCUGCGAUGAGCUCAUAUUUGUUCGAGAAUAUACAGUAGCUGAAAAUCAUAAUUAUCAUGUGAAACAUUUUUGUUGUUGGGAUUGUGAUAUCCCAUUAGCUGGAAAACAAUAUAUUUCAGAAAAUGAUAGACCUCUUUGUUUACCUUGUUAUCAAAAAAAUUAUGCUAAAACUUGUAAUACGUGCAAUAACAUUAUUGCUGCUAAUCAACAAGGAGUGACAAUAAAAAACCUUAAUUUUCAUGCAACAGAUUAUUGUUUUUGUUGUUUUAUAUGUAAAAAAAGCCUUUUAGGAGGUCAAAUAGCUGUAAAAAGAAAUAAGCCUCUCUGUAGUAAAAAUUGCAUUACAAAACUUUUACUCUAAAUAACUAAGAUGAUGAAAUGUA